Molecule: messenger RNA, 8407 nt
Organism: Pangasianodon hypophthalmus (striped catfish)
Lineage: Eukaryota; Metazoa; Chordata; Actinopteri; Siluriformes; Pangasiidae
Gene: nhsb
Product: Nance-Horan syndrome b (congenital cataracts and dental anomalies)
Biological process (GO): cell differentiation; lens development in camera-type eye
Source: RefSeq, a predicted model, not a curated record
CGCACUCCAUCCCGAUGUGAUGAAGUGAGAUGGAAGAAGCCAUGGAGGCCCGGAUGGUGGAUCCAUGGAGUUUGGCUUAGAUUUUCAGCGCUGCUUUUUAACAUUUCCGCCUCGGAUUAGUUUGCAGCAGCAGCAGCUGGUGGAGCUGGUGGUGGUGGUGGUGGUUGUGGUGGUGGGAAGGAGUGCAGAGUGGUUUGGGAUUUAAAAAAUGCCGUUCGCCAAACGGAUCGUGGAGCCGCAGCUGCUGUGCAGGCACGCCGUGCCCAACGAUGAGGGCUUGCUCUUCGAGGACCUGCGCUCCAUCAGCAACGUGGCGCUCGCGCGCAGCCUCCGCCAGCUCGCCGACCUGGCCCGACACGCGUGCUCCAUCUUCCAGGAGCUCGAGGACGACGUCGUCGCCACGAGCCAGCGCGUGCGCCUGCUGCAAGGCAAAUUAGGCCACAUGCAGCAGACCGCGGCCGCGCUCGAUCCCAAACUGGAAGCCGUGCCGGUGUCGAAUCUGGAUAUUGAGAGUAAAUUAACAUCCCACUAUCAGGCCCCAUGGCACCAGCAGCACAACAUGUUUCACCCCAACACACGGCUGCCAUGUCUGGAAGAGCUGCACCGCCAUGCCCAGUUCAGUCUACGGGCACUGCACAGAGAGCAGCGUCAGCGUUCAACCAGCAGAGAGCGCAGUCGGGUCACCAUAUCCAUCUCGGUGGCUCCGCCCAUGCCCACAUUCCCCUCCCCUCGUUCCCUCAGGAGGCAGGAUCAGAGAAGUCGACACUCACGUAUGCUGGACAAAGCUGAAUAUCAGACAAUGCAGAGGAAGGAAAGAAGCACCAGAGAGUCAGACAUGCAGACUCUCCCCAGGAAAGUUAUCCAGCAGGAGAGACCUUCGAGGGAGGUGGAGUUUCAGCCAGCACAGAGAAAGCAUGAGCGCUCUCGUCCCACCUCCCCUACAACGUGUUGUGUGUUCAUCCCCUGGAUGCGAAAGGUUGGAACCAAUACAAAUACAGACGGGGAGUUGGUGGCUCUGGGCCACAGACCUAAGUGUCCUGUUCCCAACGUUCCCACGACACUGGACAAGCAGACCAACUGGUCGAAAGCCCUGCCACUCCCCACACCAGAUGAAAGGAUGAAGAAUGAGUCUCAAGUCAUCUCAUCCUGCAUCAUCCCUAUCAAUGUUACUGGUGCAGGAUUUGACCGAGAAGCCAGUGCUCGCUGCUCGUUGGUUCAUUCCCAGUCUGUGUUGCAGCGCCGAAGGAAACUAAGGAGGCGGAAAACUAUCACAGGCAUUCCCAGACGAGUGCAACAAGACAUGGACUCGGAUGAAUCUCCUGUCGCCAGAGAACGAUCUGUGGUAGCCCAUGGCAACCCACACAUGUCCCUCUACCAGGAGGAGCUGUCACUUAGUGGCCGGACACUAAACACCAAGGACUCCGGCUGCCAGACCGAUGACUUUUUGAUUGCUGCUCCAUCCCGUAGGCGUAUCCGUGCACAGAGGGGCCAAGGAAUUCCAGCUUCCCUCUCCCACUCCACUGGUAAUAUCACUUCAUUACCAGAUCGCUCUGAUACAACCUAUACCACUGCUUUGGGCACUCGUCUGCGUUCAAGAAGUUUGCCCCGAGAAGGUAGUCGACUCCGCGACAAUGAUCAAGAUGACAGUGAUGAUGAUGAGGAGGAUGAUGAAGAGCUCUCUCCAUAUGAGGCUGAGGACUUUCUGCCAGGUCCGGGACGGAGGAUGCUAAAGGAUGAGGAGGAGAGCACCGAUGACCAAGCCAUGCCAGAGCUCCAGCUGGAAAGUUUAAAGAGGAUACAGCAUGGAGGUAGUCCUGAAAAUUCUUGGAUUGAGAGGGGUAGGUCCCGGCUUCCACGUAAUUCUGACAUGGGAAGCUGUGAAAUCUCCUCAAGUUCAGACACCUUUAGCAGCCCCAUCCACUCUGUUUCGACCACAGGUGUGCUUGGCAGCCAAAUUGACCACAAAGAGGACCAUCAAUCGUCAAGUGGAAACUGGAGCGGAAGCAGCUCAACAUGCCCUUCACAGACCUCAGAAACACUACCACCAGCUGCCUCACCUCCUUUGACUGGUUCCUCACACUGUGAUUCAGAACUGUCUCUCAACACGGGGUCUCAUAUCAUUGACGAUACUACUGGCUUCAUCAUUGACCCCUACCACAUGGACAGGUCACAAGGUCAGGGACACAGGUCUAGUUCAUUCACCUCUUCAGCUACAGAUCAGAUGGAUGAUGCAGGUGUUAGUACUGCUAGUGAUGGGGAGUGGAACUGCAACCAGGACCAGCAGGAUCAACCUUGUCCUCCAGACUUCAGCCCAAAGCGCUCACGGGAAGAUGAGAGUGGCAUAAGUUGUCCCAGUUAUUCUAGUGGAGAAACUUAUGAGUGUUUUAGUGGGCAACCGUCGGGUGAAAUAUUAGAGAGCUCUACACAUUACACUGUUGACACUGAAGGCUUCUACACCUCUGUGCACUUGGACUGUGGUCUUAAAGGUAGCAGAAGCUAUUGCAACUAUGCAGCCAUUGACCCCGACUGUGGCCCAAGUGGGAACAUUGCACCUGGCAUGGGUGAAUACCCUCAACCAGAUUACAAGGGAAUGAGUACACUUGGAAGAGGGUGUCUUUCUUUAAGAAAACCAAAGGCUAAGCCGCCCCCACCAAAACGUAGCUCUUCUUUAAAGGAAACAAGCAGCAGUAUGGAUGUUCAAGAGCAGAAUGAACCAAAGAUUACUAGUGAGCUGCCCCUGCCUUUGUCUUCCAGGGAGAUGAAGCUGCAGCUGGAGUUGGCUGGUUCUGACAGGCACCUUGACACUGAAGGUCUCUGUGACAAGCAGCUUGGUAACUGGGGUGUAGAGAAUAUCAGAGAAAUGCUAGACUGCUCCUCUCCAUUUAGUUCUUCUGACACACAUUCCUUUAAGGGUGAGGGUGCUGUGCAGUCAGACUAUGCAGACCUUUGGCUCCUUAAUGACUUGAAAUCCAGUGAUCCUUACAGGUCACUGUCCAACUCCAGCACUGCUACGGGUACAACAGUUAUUGAAUGUGUCAAGUCACCAGAGAAUCUGGAAACUCAGGCCUGUUGCCCCAGGUCCAGACCCACCUCACCAACACUUCCACCACAAGAAGGUGACUUCAGACUGGGCUCUCCUGAGAAACUUGCAGCAUUGGCAUCCCCAUCAAGUGGAUACUCCAGUCAGUCAGAGACACCUACAUCUUCCUUUCCAUCUGCAUUCUUCCCAGCUCCACUGUCCCCAACCAGUGGCAAGAGGAAACCCAAAGUGCCAGAAAGAAAAUCAUCACUCUCCUCUCUCCAACAACAGCAGCAGCUUGCCCUUCGAGAUGCAGGCUCUUCCUGCAGGAGAGAUACUGAUUCCCAGGCACCACCUAGUCACCUUGACCUAAGUGCUCUUCACACCAAGCCCUUUGCCCACAGGAACCAGAUACACCUCCUUCACCAGAACAAACAGAAAGCAGCUGCAGCAGCAGCUGCAUUAGCAGAGGCUCGUGCUGCUGCAAGUGCAGAGGCAUCCAGCUCAACCCACACAGCAGUCACUUCAACUGUUCUGAGGUCAAUUCAUUUACGAUCCAUUGAUAAACCAGCAGAGGGCAGCCAUGGUUCUGAGCACUCUAGUGCUGAUCAAUCAACUCGACCCAAGUGUCCCACAGUAACAGUUGAGACUGUGCCUGCUGACAACAGGCACAACAGGAAACCACCAGCCUACAAACCACCUGCUGUGCAGCACUGUGAAUCUCAGUGCACACCUCCAGAAGCCAUUGUUAUACAACAUGAGGGGAUUAAAAUAAGGCAGGAAAGGCAUGGCCCAGGAACGUACUGGGCCAUGACAGCGUUCAGAACACCUGUGCAACCAACCAGUGAACAAGAAGACUUCUUAACCCCAACAGCCCAGGCUUGUGAGACCCGUAAUGCUCAGCAAGAAGGAGAGUGCAGCAGGUAUACAGAGGAGGAAGAAGCGUUGUCAGCAGAAAGUGUUAAAUGUGAACACAGUCAAGCACCCAGGCCACAACCUCUGGCAGAACCAUCCUUGAAUUUGAGCAGCACACUGUCUCCACCUGCUUACAGUGAAAUACGCAGGAGUGACUUUGUACUGUGCAACAGCCCAGAUAAAGUGCCUGCCAGAAGUUUAGAAGCCUCAUCAAACACUUACACAAUCAGCGAUAUCAAAAGCAAAGAGGAGGCGUAUGAGACAUGUGUCACUACCAGAAGUGCCUCACAUGACGGACAGGAGGACGAGUCAACCCCAGACACAGAAGACUACUUCAGCAAAGACUCCACACCUAGUGACAAUUCAAAUUCUCCUCUGACUGAUGACUCUAAGUUUGAUGAUGAUAGUAUAUUCCCUUCGCCUAAUAAACUACGCACAACUGAAGAUCUGUUUGCCAUGAUACACAGAUCAAAGAGGAAAGUUCUUGGGCGGAAAGACUCAGGGGAGCUCAAUGGGAAGAGUCGUCUUGGUGUUGCUCCUGUCAGUGGUCCAGUCAAUCUUCCUGUAGUGUGUCCAAUCACAACAAGUGUCCCAGCUCCUGCAUCUGGUUCUCAGAGGGCACCAGGACCCAUAUACAGGAGUGCCAAAAAAUCCAGCACCUCCAAUGAGGAGUUUAAGUUACUGUUGCUGAAGAAGGGCAGUCGCACUGACUCCAGUUACCGCAUGUCUGCAACAGAAAUCCUCAAGAGCCCCAUCACUCCGAAGUCCCCAGGCGAACAAGAGGCUUCCAGGCAACCAGAGGAACCCCCUUCACCAAUGCAGGAGUCUCUAGCCAGCACAGAGCCACUCUCCAGUACUUUCCCCAAGGCAAAUAUUGAGGGUUUCUCUACAAAAACCCUUACUAUGUCUGCUGCCUCUAGGCAAGGUCGUUCUAGGAUCCCACCUGCAGCAAGCAGCAGCAGGUACAGUACACGCAGCCGGCUAUACACUGCCCCAAUGCAGGCAAUCUCUGAAGGAGAAACUGAAAACUCUGAUGGAAGUCCACAUGAUGACCGCUCCUCCUAGUGGUAUCUUUCGUCUCUUUUGGUAUUUUUGGUUUUCUUACCAAUGAAAAAACAACAAAUCCCUCAGACUAAAAAAAAGAAUAAAUUACAGAAAAAAAAUGUGAUAUAUGGGCAUAUGCAUAUAUAUAUUUCCCUCGAUUCUAUUAUAUCUUAAAAUUAAGUGAAAAAAGGUCCCCUUGUUCACUUUGAACUUUUUGUAUUCCAUGAAUUGACAGUGAACUUAUGUUUUGAUCAGUCAUGAACUUUCAUUUCCAUCAAAAGCUAUUGGAUCUUGUGGCACCACAAGUACUACUUGUGGUAUUUUUUUUAUAUGGAUGCCAGAUGGAUAUUGAUUCCUAAAAAAAAAACUAAACCAAUAGCCAAUCCUUUCUUUUUUCACUCAUAAUAGCAAUGUUUGUAGACAUAGAAAAUAUAGAACUUUAUUUUCAGAUUCCUUCCUCUUCAUUCACAAAGUGAUUAGUAUUGUGUAGGUUGCAAAAUUAAAAGGAAAUAUUAGACACGACCCUGCUAAAGUCUCAGUCAGGAAGUAUCAAAGUACUCCAACCUUCCCCAAGAUUAGUUGGUGUUUCUAGUGAACUUACAUAUUACUAGCAUGUGUGGUUUGUAGCAUUGUUGACACUGGUUAUUGCAGUACUGAAUACUGACCUUCCCAUUGUUGUGACUCCUAAUUGGGACUUUAGUUAGGCUUACACAGGACAAUCACACUGUGGCCUUUCCUAACAGAAGGUCUGUAAAUUCAGGAGAAGAGAAUGAGUCUCCAGGAUUAUAGGCAUUUUUCUAUGGCUGAGAACUCUUGAUGCAAAUUUGAAUUGGUUUGCAAAACCUGCAAAUAUUUUGCACUUGUUUGGAAAGGCAAAGAUAAUUCCUUUAAACAUCCUGGAUACAAAGGAAUGGUGCAAUUUAUGUCUGAUAGAAAUGAGCCCAUAUGUUAGUUCUCACAUGGUGUCACCCAUGACAUUAAGAGUUUAUAUUUUCAGUUACAGGCUGCCAUGUUGCUUUUAACUAUAGUCCUCUUAACACCAGCUUUGAGCUUACACUACCAGAAAAGAUUAUGUUAUAUUUUACAUUUUAAUGCACUUAAUUAUGUUAAUUAUGUGUACAUUUUGUAGGUAUAGAACAUGUAGGGGCUAAUGUCUAGGAUGAAUACAACAGUGAAAUCGUAAACUGUAUUCUAUGAAUACCGUUAAAAUUGUGCAAGCUGUUCACUUUGAAUUCAGUUUGCAGUGAUUUUUUUUUUCCAUGCAGUAAGAGAUGUUAGAAAUUAGCGAGAUCUGUCAAGCUUACACUGUGCCGAAAAGUGGAAGAUGGACAAGCUGUGAAUCAGUCCAUUUCAGAUCAUUGUUUUCUGCUGAGUACUGUCAAGGUGCUCCCUUUCCCCUUUUUUGUUUGUCUUCUGUACAGCAUGCAAUAAGGGUCUUUAAUUCAUAGGGACAUACUUACCUGAAGGGGGAAAAAAAUCAUUUUCUAAUCAUUUGCAUUCAUUGAGUAUUUGUAUGUUGAAUAAGUGAUAAAGUUUAUGAGUUUGUUGAUGUUUCAUUUUUUUCAAAUUGUUGUAUGUAUAGACUCAGCUUUAUAUCCCUUAUGUGGAAGAACUGGACAAUCUGUUAAAGCACUGUUGGUAUAAAAGAAAAAGAAAAAUAUGAUACAAAUAUAGAGAGGUCUGUGGACCGAUUUAGACUAUAUGAGUGUAUUUGGGUGAUAUCUGUGCUGGUUCUGGGGAAAUAUUGUGGGGGAAAAAAAGGUGAUGAACUUUGAAUGAUCAACUGUUUCGCGUUUAUGUAGCUGCAUCUCUUAGCUGCUGAUCUGCAAUGCUGGGAGAAUGCGUUGCUCAUUAUUUGUAUAUAUGUGGUUGUGUGACUAACAGAUAUAUGAAAAUAAGUCAGCCUUUUUUUCUGGACUGUUCAGUUACCAUGUACUGUAUGUCCUGACAAUACUUUAUGUAUGUCCUGACAAUAAUUUGUAUUACUUUUUAUAUAUACUAUAACAUUUCUCCAGUAACAGCAUUCACUGAAAAAUGUUCCAUAUGCUUUCCAUUAUUUUUUAGUCUAAUAUCAUCUUUUUUUUUUAAUCAGAACACUGAAAACAUAUGGACUGUACCUUUUAAUCUGUGUGUGGUCAUAUGCAUACCUAUAGAAGUACGAAAUCUGUAAAAUCCUCUAUUAGAUUGCAACAUUUAAUAGGAAAAAAAAAUAUCAAAUAUUUUUCAUUAAGGGAUAUUUUAUCCAGAGAAUUAUUUUGUUAAUGAAUAUAGAAAAGAGUAAUGAUAAAGCUUUAUUUAACUAAAAAGGUUAUAAUUGAACAUAUUUCAUAUCAGGGGUGUAUUAGCCAAUGGUAAAAUACUGUACUUAUUUAAAAAGAAAUCUUUCUAAUUAGCUGUAAACUUGCAUAAUUUACAUAUGUGCUGUAUGAUAUGAAACUUAAUUCAGCUGUUUUUGGUGCUCUAAACUGAUUUUAUACCCAGGUCAUAUUCUGUUAUUGUUGCCGUUUUUUUCUUUUUUCUUUUUUUUUUUUUUUCAAUUUGCCAUCUGACAUUUCAUAGCAGCUUUUUUAAAAUCCCACCAACUGGCUUAUGUAAGAAGAUACCUUCAACACUAGUGACAUCAUAAAUCUUAAGAUAUUGUAGCAGUGUACAUGUAAUUGCCCAUGUUAUCUUCCUAUUUCAAGACUCAGAUUACGGUAGCUGUAUUUUAGGAUUUAAGAAUCCUAAAAAUUGUUCAGGCUUUGCAUUGACAUCUGUAUUGGAAAAGGGGAAUGAAAUGCAAAGCCUUUAGAAAUAUUUGUUUCUAAGUUUAGCUUCAUUGAACUGUCAGUACCUCAGCGUCCAAACACACGUCGAAGGUGUUCAUAGGAAAUAAUCACCAAUCAACCCACAUACUGCUGUUUCAUGUCCUCACUGAAUCUCACUGUAACUUGUGUUUUCUUUUAAUGAAAUGAUUACACAUAUCACCUGAUAUAUCACACUGCACAAAUGGGGAAGCACAUUAUGCUUUUGCCAAAGGGUUGUACAGGUAUGAAAGUGAAUAAAAGAAGUCAAGAAACCAGAAACUGGAUGAAUGACCAUGGGUUAAACUGCAAAAGUCUCUGUGCUAUACAGCAUUGUCACUCAACGUCUCUUCACUUCGAAUUGCAUCUGUUUUUGUAUUUUUGUACAAAUAUGUACAUAUGAUCUUUUUAAAGAAGCAAACAAAAAAUGUUACACAGUCGUUUCUUUUUUGUAAAAUGUUUUCAAAGUUUACAUUAAUUACACGCCUUUGUAUAUUUUUGAGCUGUGCAAACUUCUCUCUCUGUCCUUGUAUUUAUUUUUUAGUAAACAUUGUGACAAUUUUCAUUGUAAAUUUAAACCAUUCCUUGCCAGCCCUACUGGCUUGCUUAGUAACUGUGCAUAGAGAAGGCCAAUAAAUGUGACUGC